Messenger RNA from Cuscuta europaea, 1171 nucleotides. The record is from the annotation of a GenBank genome assembly. NCBI's taxonomy places the organism in Eukaryota, Viridiplantae, Streptophyta, Magnoliopsida, Solanales, Convolvulaceae.
UUGGAAUCCUGUCAAUUGCAAUAAAAGAUUACUAUGUAUGUAAAAAUGUGUAUCUACAAGUACUUGGCUACGAUCCCAACUCGCUAUAUGAAAAUUUGUGAUUAAAGUCUAAUUACAUCUUCAGUUAAUUGUUCGGUCGGUGCUAAGAGCUCAUGAGAUGUAGCUUUUCUUAUAAAUAGAACACCAGGUCACAUUUCCUAGAUUAUGAGUAUUUCCUAGAUUUGGUUGUUCAGCAGCAGGCGGCCUUGCCAUGGCUUCUGGCCACAAUAGCCUUUCUCUUCAUAAUAAAUCAAAGACGGCCACAAAAACAGAAAACUCCGCCGGGUCCAAAGCCAUGGCCGAUCAUAGGAAAUCUGAACCUCCUCGGCUCCAUCCCACACUAAUCCUUAGACUCUCUGUCCCAAAAGUACGGUGAGCUGAUGCUCCUAAACUUCGGCUCCACCCCUGUUUUAGUCGCCUCCUCUCCCCAAGCAGCCAAACUUGUCCUGAAAACGCACGACGCCGUUUUCGCCUCUCGCCACGCGCCCGCCGUAGGUGCACACCACUUUUCGAAGGCACAGCACUGUUCUGGUCUCCUUACAGGCCCUGGCGGAGGAUUCUAAGCUCUGAACUCGGCACGCCUCGGAAGCUUGACUCGCUCGAGUACGUCCGGGUCGAGGAAAGAAUGGCUCUUAUUUCCCGCCUUUACGCGGUGGCGGCGGCGAGUGUACCGGUCCUGCUUCGAGACUAUCUGUCAAAACUGACAUGUUCCAUUUCAGCUAGACUACUUUCAGAUCACAAGAAAUCAUGCAAAACAGGGGACGGGAGGGAAUUGAGAACUACGCCGAUCGAUAUGAAGACGACGAAUGAGCUUGUGGAUGAAUUUUUUCAACUCGGCGGGUUGGGCAUCAAUCUUGGGGAUUGGGUUCCAUGGCUGCGCCCCUUUGACCUGCAAGGCUGUGAGAAAAGAGUGAAAGCUUUUAGCCAGGACUCCCAGGAGUACGAGCAGUUUCUGGACCCAGUGAUUGAGGAGCAUAGGGCGUUGAUGAAAGCCGCCGGCAAGGAUUUUGUGCCCAAUGGAUUGAUCGAUGUUUUUUUUGCGGCGGACCGAUGAUCCAAAUCUUGAAGAGUCCGAGGUUUCUCUCACCCGUCAUCCAUGGCCUUAAUACACGUGUGUGCCGUGUGCUUACCC